UAUUUAACAUUUGAUUGAGAGGUCUGCACUACUAUGAGUCGCUACGAUCAAUCAAAAUAAAUUUAUAAACUAAAUGCCAAUUGAAAUAUCAUCAGGUGUAGAAUUUAGUUUAUGGAUAAAAUUCCUAAUUGUUGUUUACCGAUGUAAAUAUGUAUUAAUUAAAUAUUAUAAAUAUUAGUAAAAUUUACUUACUUAUUAUUAUAACCUAUCCUGAGGGAAGAAGUGAAUAAAUAUAAAAAUGCGUCCACAAAAAUUUACUCUUCCAAUUGACCCUAAAACAUUUGACCACACAAAUAAAAAGGUUGUUAUUGUAUCGGUAAUUGGAAAAUCCCGAUAUCAUAUGAAAGGAUGUAAAACCGAUAUGCUGAGUUCCAUCCUCCAAGUGGACCUUUUGGAUGAGCCAACUGUAGAUGAAAUGUCUAUGGUUGAAAUCGAAGGAUAUUAUAACGCUAAAGAGAAAACUGUGUAUCUACAUCUAAGGGGACUCCUGGAUUCUCAUACUCUUUUGUCUGAAUAUGACAGAUUUAUAGAAAAACAAGAUUGCAAAGACUUUCUCAGCGUAUGGGCACAUAUGAGAUUUAAAUAUGCUAGAGCUUUGUUGGUGUUAUUUCAUAUAUCUCAUGUAAUAAUACUUACUCAUCCAACACAUACAUUUGAUUAUAGUUAUAUACAUUUAUUUCGUGCCAUGGAUAUAAUACGUCAAAAAGUUUCUCCUCAGCUUUCUGAUGUAUUAAGUAGCUUAUCUACUAUACCGAAAGAUUGGAUAUCAAAUGCUAGACCUUGUUCACCAAGAGUAUUAUUUUAUUUUGAAAGUUGUCCUAUGGUAUUUCAAGAUCCAGAUAGCGGAGGAAAUAUUAAAAAGUUGGAACAUUCGUUGGAAGAUCAAAUUUAUCAAGUUUUAAGAAAAAAUCGAAUAGUUACAAAUAUAAGUUCAAACUCACUAUUUGCAAUCCCAGCAAAUCAAGAAUUUGUAUAUGUACAUAAUGGUGCUACAGAAUCUGGAAAUAUUUUGGGCUAUAUGAUGAAAAAAUUGAUUCAAAGUUGUAAAGUUAGUUCCGGUGGUAGUACGUCAAGAAGUCUUGCCAGUUUAGAUACUAAUCAUGAAACGGAUGAUGCUGAAAUUGAAACACAUUGUUUCAAAUCACUCCUGCAACAACAUAUAAAUCUUGCUUUCGGCAGAGGCUUUGAUGAUAAUGUCGGUAGACAUUCGGUACCUGCAUAUUUUGAGAUACCUACAUUAACGCAAUUCUGUAAUGUGAUAAACAAAAUUAGCGAAUACUUUAUAUACGGAACGGACAAAGAAUUGCUGUCUUUGCAUAGUUCAUUAGAUACCGAUGUUAAAUUCAGUAAAAGUAGAUGUAGCAAAGUACUCCCAAGAGCCUUACAAACUUAUCAAGAAAAUCUUCCACAACAUUAUACAAGAGCAUAUCAUGAAUCUAAAUUGGCACAUGCUAUGGGAGUUUUUGAAAUGCAUGCACGAGGUCCUUUAUUUGAAGAAUUCAGCGAAAAGUUACAAGCAGAAUGCGAUAAACAUUGGCGAGCCGGACGACAAAUGUGCGAAGUAUUAUCAUUAACUGGUAAUCCUUGUACAAAUCCUAUUCAUAAAGGAGGCAGCGAAGGUGCCGGAGGUGGCGAACACUUAGAACCAGGAGGCGACAAUAGUGACUCACCGAUCAUGGAACACUGUAGCGGAGUUCGGUAUAUCUGUGCUUGUAAUUGUGGAAGAUGUCAAGGGCCACGAGAGGACCCUUUUAGUUUAAGACAGGCUAAUUACGACUAUUUUCAAAUGUUAGCAAAGCAAUGUGGCUGUACGCAGUUAGAAAGUAUACAAUUUCCUAUUUUUCAGCCUAGUACUCAUAAUUUCAGAGCAGCACAAUUAUUUUCGGCAACAAAUCGUAAAGAUUCACUUAGUAGAAAUAAUUUAUCCACCCCUCUAGGUCAAACGCAACCUUCCAGUCUUGGGGUUGAAAAUAUUUUAAAUGAUGACAUUACAGCAUACGAAAAUGGUGUACCUUCUCCAAUGAAAAGUGAUCCUACGGAAGAAGAAGUUCCAAGAUUAAGUAACAAAACUAGUCUUACACCUAGCGAAGGUCACAAAGUCGUUAUAGAAGUUUCCGAUGAUGCAGAAAAUACCAAAGAAAAAGCUUUGGUGAGACAGCCAUCCACUACGGAAUAUCUACCAGGGAUGUUACAUAUAGAAUCACCAGCUGGAUUAUUACCGCAAUUUUCUAGUUGGUCUCUGGUUUGUCUUGGCCCAAGCAGUUUGUACUCGCAUAAUUUAGGUUUACAACAUCAAGCAGGUGUACUGGCAACUUCUGCAUUCCUUUUACCAUGGGAUGUAACAGUAAGAUUGGAGCAUCAAAAAGAAAGGGGAUCUUUAUGGCCUACUAUAAAUGAUCAUAAUGUUCAUGGAUAUUGCCCAAGAGGUAAAAAUUUUCAAAAUCUUAACACGAUCCGAGGUCGCAAAUCCAAAGGUGGAAAGGAAUUUGUUGUUAAGAUAUUUGUUGGAGUGGAAUACGAAUGUCCGAGAGGUCAUAGAUUUAUGGCAUCUGCACCUGACAAAGUUUUAAAGGCAACUGGCAAUGGAAUCGUAAAAGAUAGUGGAAAUAAAGUAACGUCAAGUACCACAGAUAUGCCUCUUUACUUUCCGUGCCCAUGCAGGCAAACGCAACCUUUAAUAGCUCAACUUAUGAGGAUUCACGUUGUGACUCCAAAAGCUCCAGUUCACGUUACGUUAAAUCCUCGAGUUCAACCAGGGCCUCCGCCGUGUCCCAUAUUUGUAACUGGUUGCGAAGAACCGAUCAAACUUUCACAAAGUGCCUACUGGGUUCUCAGAUUACCUUAUGUAUAUAUAGGCGAAAAGGGUCCAUAUUUACCACCAAAAGAACCAGUACCUCCUUCUCACGGACGAUUAUUGGCUGGCAUGUAUGGCAUUAGUGAAGUUGUGCCAGACAAAAAAUAAGAUUUUAUCACAAUCGUUAUAAAUUUGUAAACCUUUUUAAAGGUUUUCAUUAUCUUAUUAAAU
Molecule: messenger RNA, 3025 nt
Organism: Polistes dominula (European paper wasp)
Lineage: Eukaryota; Metazoa; Arthropoda; Insecta; Hymenoptera; Vespidae
Product: nonsense-mediated mRNA decay factor SMG8
Biological process (GO): nuclear-transcribed mRNA catabolic process, nonsense-mediated decay
Source: RefSeq, a predicted model, not a curated record